This is a messenger RNA of Rhododendron vialii, 3733 nucleotides long. Its product is annotated as 5'-3' exoribonuclease 3-like. The coding region runs from base 158 to 3364 and encodes 1068 amino acids. Gene Ontology annotation, cellular component: nucleus. The transcript is spliced from 23 exons. Gene Ontology annotation, molecular function: 5'-3' RNA exonuclease activity; RNA binding. The record is from RefSeq and is a predicted model, not a curated record. NCBI's taxonomy places the organism in Eukaryota, Viridiplantae, Streptophyta, Magnoliopsida, Ericales, Ericaceae. Gene Ontology annotation, biological process: nuclear-transcribed mRNA catabolic process.
CUAUAUGUGUAUGUAUACACAGACGCUAGACCUUCCGGUAAAAUUUUGAUUUCUCUUUUUCCUUCAACUCCCCUGUGCGACUGUCUGUACUUUGUGAGCUCUGUGAACUGAACACACUACCUCAGAGAGAUAGAGAGAGAGAGAGAUCUAGAGAGAGAUGGGGGUGCCGUCAUUCUACCGGUGGCUAGUAGAUAAUUACCCAAAGAUAGUAGUAGACGCCAUUGAAGGAAAAGGAGAAAGUACUACUGACCCUAAUAGGCCAGAGUUUGAUAACCUCUAUCUCGACAUGAACGGUAUUAUCCACCCGUGCUUUCACCCCGAGGAGGAGGAUCAUACUUCCCCUCCAACGACGUUCCAAGAAGUGUUUGACAAUAUCUACGAAUACAUUGAUCGGCUUUUUGCGAUUGUCAGGCCCCAAAAGCUAUUGUUUUUGGCCAUUGACGGUGUAGCCCCAAGGGCGAAGAUGAAUCAGCAACGGUCAAGACGUUUCCGUACGUCGAAGGACAAUGAAAUUGCGGAAGCCGAGGAAAGAAGGUUGAGGAGGCAGUUCGAAAUCGAAGGGAAACCACUGUUUCCAAAACAGGAAUCUGAAACUUCCGAUUCCAACAUCAUCACCCCGGGAACAGUUUUUAUGCAUGAACUGUCAAAGUCUCUUCUAUACUAUAUUGAUCAGCGCCUUUUAAAAAAUGCUGCUUGGAAGGAUGUCAAGGUAAUUCUGUCGGAUGCCAAUGUUCCUGGCGAAGGGGAGCACAAGAUAAUGAUGUUCAUUCGGCUUCAGCGUGCGUCACCCGGUUACAAUCCAAACACACGCCACUGUCUUUACGGGCUGGAUGCAGAUUUAAUUAUGCUGGCCUUGGCCACACAUGAAGUGCAUUUUUCUAUACUGAGAGAGGAUGUCCUAGUUCAGUUACCCGUUGAUACUACCCGUUUUAAGGCAAAACCUAGUUCAUAUGAACAGAAUCAUUCAGCUAGAGAAAAUGCAGCUUUGGCUGCUUAUCGUGCACCAAAGCGUACACCAUAUCAGUUUUUACAUCUAUGGUUGCUCCGCGAAUAUCUGGAGCUUGACAUGAAAAUUGUGGAUCCUCCUGAGAACAUGGAGAUUGAUCUUGAGCGACUAAUCGAUGAUUUCAUCUUCAUUUGUUUCUUCACGGGAAACGAUUUUUUACCCCACAUGCCAACGUUGGAAAUACACGAGGGCAGUAUCAACUUGCUGAUGCAUGUAUAUAAGCAGGAAUUCAAAAAUUUGGGAGGCUAUCUAGUGGAUAUGCAAAGGGCGGGGGAAAAGAAAGCAAGUUAUGUGAAAUUGAAAAGAGUUGAAAAAUUUAUACUAUCGGUUGGAGCAUACGAGGAUAGAAUAUUCAAGAAGAGAACAGAAAUUCGAGAGCGCAGGCUCAGGCGCCUCAUGGAAGAAUGUAAAAACAAUGUAGAAGAAGAGCAAGAGGAAGAAACUGGUACUGAAAUAAAACUUAGUCAUUAUGCAUCAGCAGAUGGAAAAGAUCAUACCUCUAAAAGUUUCGAGGUUGCAGAAAUAGAGAACUCUGAAUCAUCGGAUACACGUUAUAAAUUGGAGGCUCUGCAAAAUAUGAAGGAAUUGAAACAGAAGCUGAAGAAGUACAUUCGGGACAGGUCGGACCUCUUCAAAAAUGGAAGUUUUGCGCUGGACAAAGUGAGGCUGGGUAUGGUAGGUUGGCGCGAGAGGUACUACAAGGAGAAAUUUGAUGCAGAAACUAAAGAGGAUAGGGAAAGAACCAGGAAAGAAGUUGUCCAGAAGUAUACGGAAGGGCUAUGUUGGGUCCUUCUAUAUUACUUUUCUGGCGUUCCAUCAUGGAACUGGUUCUAUCCGUACCAUUAUAGUCCCUUUGCGUCAGACUUAAGGGGUCUAUCGCAAGUUAAAGUGAACUUUUUAAAAGGUUCACAAUUCAAGCCUUUUGAUCAGCUGAUGGCUGUUUUGCCACCAAGAAGUGGUCAUGCGCUUCCGAGAUCCUACAAAGCACUCAUGAAUAGUGAGGAGUCAGACCUCAUUGAUUUUUAUCCUUCUGAUUUUGAAUUGGAUGAAGAAGGAAAACGCUUCACGUGGCAGGCCAUUUGCAAGCUUCCUUUUAUUGCGGAAGAUUGCCUCCUGUGUCAUACCAAAAUCUUAGAACAAGAAUUACAGGAUGAUGAAGUUGAAAGGAACUCGACCAAGUUUGAUGUUCUGUAUGUGAGCUCUAAGCAAGAGCUAGGAUCUCAAAUCGUUUCCUUGUAUGAGAAACUGCAUGAGGGGAGACGACCCAUUGAUACUGAUUUGAGCAGCGGAAUGAGUGGCUUUAUAAGUCCUAGAAAGGAUUACGAUUUUGCUGAAUCCAACCUGCUGGAGGAUUGUAAGGAAUGCCAAGAAAAUAACAUCCUAUGUGUGUCUUAUGAGUUGCCUAAUGACUCUCAACACUUUCCUCGUCCCCUCGAGGGUGUUAACGUCCCUAAGAAGACAAUAACCGAAAAAGAUAUUGCGGAAACAAAACUCUGGCAUGAGAUCCACGGAAACAAGCCAAUUUGUACCAGGCCACAACAUCUACGCUCAAACAAAAAUGCAACCGAAGGAGCAAAUUCUAGCUCAUCGAAGUCAUUUACUGGGGAGAUACAUAAAGGUGCUGGUUCUGGCUGGGGUCGUGGCAGAGGAAUGCUGGAGAACAAUUCUUCUGAUUCAACGAAGUCAUUUACUGGGGAGAUACAUAAAGGUGCUGGUUCUGGCUGGGGUCGUGGCAGAGGAAUGCCGGAGAGCAAUUCUUCUGAUUCCAAUGCGCAUACCGAGUGUUCUAGAAACUUUGAAGCUGGACGCGGUGGGAAAGUUACGGUCUCUUCCUCGUCUUCGUUGGGUGAAACUAGAGGUCCAAGUUUCAGUCACGAUUCACGAGUACAAAAUGCAUAUCGAGGAUCAUAUAAUAACAUUGACAAGUGGAAAUCAUCGAGUUUUGGUCAAUAUGAAUCCAGAGGCAUGGAGAAUCUUAGGAUAUCGGAUUCACAAAGAGGAUUCAACUGUCCUGGAAGAGCUCAAUCAGGCAGUAGUGCCAAUUAUAGGACAUUUAGAAACAACUCUGUGGAAAAUAGAAACUUUGAAUGGAGGCCACACGUACAACCAUCUGCGGCUCUGUUUGUACAGCACGGGGAUGGACAGUCUGGGCACAGUGGGCAGCAUGGGGUGGAUAGAUGGUCGCGAGACUCAGCAGGUAGCACAAACAAUGCUUGGGGACAUAAUCAAUCCCCGUUGCCUUCUCCUUCAAUGCCAGGCCGUGGAAGAGGAAGAUACCUUCCUAAGGCGACUCCCAUGGAUUGGAAGUUGAGGGACACCAUGAGAACAUCUUCUAGUGAUAACUUGCCUCGCAUGUAAUUAAGAGGUGUUCUCUUCCCACCUCUCAACAUUUUUUGUUGUACAGAAAUCCUCCGUACCCAAAACUCCUUGCCAAGUUGCCAUACCUAAAUCUGCUGCAAGCAACCACAGUACGCUCUCUGUUGUACCAUGUGGCGAAAAUCUAAAAAAACAGGUAUUCUAUUUUGAGACCGAGUGCAUUGAUACAAGGGGGCAGGGGUUUGAGGGGCGCGGCCGUUUUUGUUCUUUUGUUAAUCUGAUUAUAGGAUUAGGGUUCGAAGGCUUGUUUACGUACCUGGAAAACAUGGUUUGUUUUUGUCCUGUUUACUAAUCUUCAUUCCCAAGUAUAAGCUUAUGCAUUUGCUGCUUCCAAUUGUAUAGUUGGUGAGU